AUGGCCUUAAGGCGUAUAUCUAAAGAGUUACAGGACUUAAGUGUAGAUCCUCCAACCCAGUGUUCAGCUGGACCUAUUCACGAUGAUCUGUUUGCCUGGCAAGCCACUAUUAUGGGACCUGCUGAUAGUCCAUAUGAAGGUGGGAUAUUCUUCCUGGAAAUACAGUUUCCCACAGACUACCCUUUCAAACCCCCUAAAAUCAGUUUCAUGACGAAAAUAUAUCAUCCGAAUAUAAAUCUCAGUGGUCAUAUAUGUUUAGAUAUCCUCCGUGGACAAUGGUCUCCUGCCCUCACAAUAUCGAAAGUUCUACUCUCGAUUUGUUCACUAUUGACGGACCCCAAUCCAGAUGAUCCUCUAUGCCCAGAUGUCGCACGUCAGUACAAAACAGAUCGUAAGAAAUAUGAUGAGUUAGCUCGAGAGUGGACACAGAAAUAUGCUAUGGGACCUUAA
Molecule: messenger RNA, 450 nt
Organism: Schistosoma guineensis
Lineage: Eukaryota; Metazoa; Platyhelminthes; Trematoda; Strigeidida; Schistosomatidae
Source: the annotation of a GenBank genome assembly